Monodelphis domestica (gray short-tailed opossum) is the source of this 5281-nucleotide messenger RNA. It is a transcript of the gene MAP3K19, whose product is annotated as mitogen-activated protein kinase kinase kinase 19. The record is from RefSeq and is a predicted model, not a curated record. NCBI's taxonomy places the organism in Eukaryota, Metazoa, Chordata, Mammalia, Didelphimorphia, Didelphidae. Gene Ontology annotation, biological process: protein phosphorylation. Gene Ontology annotation, molecular function: ATP binding; protein binding; protein kinase activity.
UGGGUGACAGCCUGUACACUAACCAGUCUCAUAGUAGCUAACUGAAGGGUUUUAUGAAGGAGGAAUUUGCUUUAGUUACAAAAACUACUUUGGACAAUUCAACCUUCAAGAAGAUUAAAGAACAAUAUCCAAGUCAAUGGCGUUUUUUUCAGUGGAUCAUCUGCGAAAGUGUGAAUGGACCACUAUUCAGUCAAUCAGUGCAACAGUGGAUUAAGAUGAUGACAGGCUGCCUUUUCAUUUGGUGUCUUUCCAACUGUAUGUAAACUCCCUUGGCAAAACAAGCCAUAGAAAGAUGAAUAAAAACAAACUGAUUCAUGAUUUCCUGGAGGGUGUUUCAAGAGGUGAUGUGGAACUCAUCAGCAACCAUAUUUCUAAAGUUCAUUCCAUUCUUGGAAACUUAGAUUUUCAGCACCCCACAACUGGAAAUACAGCCCUCAUUAUUGCUGCAGAAAGAAAUUUAAUAGAGGUUGUUGAAUUUCUUUUGGAAAAGGGAGCAGACAUAACACUCUGUAACUACUGUAAUCAGACAGCCGUUCAUGUAGCUAACAAUGCUGUCCAAAAGCAGCUUCUCUUGGCCAUCCAUGGAACCCGAGCGCCUCAUUUGCAAUUGCUUCAAAUUUCCUGGCAAGGGGACCUGCAGCAACUUCAGGACUUGCUGGCUUCGGAACAAUUCUUGGAUAUAAAUUUCCCAAAUCAACAUGGAUUGACUCCUCUGAUGCUGGCAGUGAGAGAUGUUGACCUCUUUGAAAGCCUUGAUAUGUUAACAGAGUAUAGGCCCAUUGAACUUCUUUCAGAACUUCUCAAGCAUAAUGCAGAUCCCAAGCUCUGUGAUGUUAAUGGAAAAUCAGCCAUGCAUUAUGUAUCACAAAUAAAAAGUUCAAAGAAACAACAAUUACUGGAUAUACUAAUGAAUUCUUUGCCCAAACUAGAAAGACAUCCUGAAUCAUUGCUUGACAUUUGUCACGAAACGGAUCCUUCUGAAUGUGGAACACUGAUGACUGCCAAAAGCCAAAACAUCAUUUUGCAAAGCAUUAGCAGCAGCGAGGAAUCUGACCAGGAUGAAGAUUUUAGUUAUUCUACAUGGACCAGUGAAGAUGAAAUCCCAAGUGAGGAAAUACAGGACUAUGGGCAUAAGACAAAAGGUGAUGAAAUUAUUAUUACUUUUCAAAGAGAAGAUGAUAGUCCCCAAGAAAUGAGCCAAGUUGACAACGAUUUUGAAGCACACAAUCAGACAAUACCAAUGCACAGAAAGUGGGCAAGUGAGUGCUCUAUUUCUCUUCCAAAUGAAACUGAAAUGGUGGAAUUCAAAAUGAGGCAACAGACUAUGUUACCUUUCCUUCUCAAGAAAGAAGAAAACUUAGAGCAGCUGCACGGGGCUGACUUUGGCUUUCUGGUGCCAAGACAUUGCUCAGAACCUAAUGUUUCCAAGUCUGUAAUGGGUAAGAAUAGCUUCCAGAUUAUGAAGGCACAGCUUCAACACACUAAAUCUGAUGGUUUUACCACACCUGCUGUCAAACUUAGUAGUCGAAGUACUGAGUUUUCCUUAAUACCAUUAUCAUUCUUGCCUACUGAGUCAACUCAACUUGUUCUUCUAGAAAAUAACAAGCUUCUUAAAAAGACAGAAAGACAUAUUUCCAGAACCAUAUAUCCAGUGGCUAAUCUUAUAGAGCCCACUAGUCGAUCUGAUGGCUUUCAUUUACCAACUAAAUUGCAACAAACCCAGACUAGAGUCUUUGUGGACUGUAGUCUCAGAACAUCUGACGGUUAUAAUUCCAUUUGGUCUAGGAACAUGUGCUCCUUUCGGAAGGAUCAUUGGUCCUCAUCAGGAGAGGGCUCGAAAGAACAUCUGGAAAGAGAAGAUCUAAAAUGCGACCAAGCUGAAGAUGGUGCACAACUGGAAGACUCUGUCUUUGAAAAAGGCCAGUCAUGGGCAUCCAUUGAGAAUGAGGACAUUUGUAAAGAAAAUCACACCACUGAAGCAAAAGAGACGGAUUCCCAGGAGGGUGGAAUUAGAGAUACCAAGGAGGAAAAUACUCAGUGGAUGACAUUAAGAAAUCAUCCUAGCUUGAGGCAUGGGAAGCAUGAACAAGAUCAAGGAAAGGCACAUGGCACUCAAACCACGCUCCAAGAAGUUCACCCUUUAGUAAUGACUCAAGGCCAGAGUGAAGGUUCUGGAAAUGAGCUUCCCAGUCUGAACGGUGCAUCAGGACGUCCAAAUGAAGCCAGUGAUCAAAAUUGCAUUCCAGAUCCUGUCUUUACAACCGUGCCUAUUGUUAUCACUCCUGGCCCAACAGCAAACAUAUUCAAAAGCCACACAGGCAGAGAGACGUCCACAAAAAUAGCAGCAUCAGAAACAACAGGAACAGAAAUGAGUGAAAUGGUGCCUCUGGUCUGCAUUACUUUUCCUGGAAACGAUUGCCCCAGGGAGCCAAGCACAGCCAAACAGGGCAUCUCAAAGAGGAAGAGUCCUCUUCAUAGCAACAGCACCACCUUCCAUAAACUUGCUCACCAAGAAAAUGACAAAUGUAGAAUGAAGACCCACAGGAAGAAAUCAGAUUCAAAGACAAAAAUGAACAGCAGGACGUCUCAGAACCUCACAAUUUCUAUUGAGGGUUCCAUCAAACCUACUCUUCAAAAAGCAAGCAUGAAAAGGCAAGUGUUCCCCACUUUAGGGCAGGCUGAGUCCAGGCCCAGGCAAUCAGCCAAGCUUCAGAGAAGAGGGCCACAAAUAGAAGAGAAGCCUUUAGACCUCCACGCUUUGAGACCCCAAAGGCAAGGAUUUCCCUGCAUCUGCAAAAAUUCUCGACCAAAAAAGGCUGCUGUUCCUGUUUCUGUCCCUCUGGCAAAGUCAAACUUUAAUUUUUCAGACCUGAAAUAUAGUGAUAUGUUCAAGGAAAUCAAUUCAACUGACAAAGGACCAGGAAUUUAUGAAAUGUUUGGGACUCCUGUAUAUUGUCACGUCCGAGAAGCUGGGCGUCAGGAAAGCAAAUUCUAUAGGGAAACAAGUUCUGCUCCAGCUAGAAGGUGCCUUUCGAACAAAUGCCCUGCCGCACAGAAUGAAAGAAAUGGUAAUGGCAAAGUAAGGAUUUCCCAGAAAAAGGGACAUCCAAAACCUCCCAAAAGUUCUCUUGGCAUUAAACAAAAGCACAAAAAUUUAAUUUCAAAAGAAAAAAAUCACAAGUCAACAGAGGUUGUCAUAGAAAAUAUGGAAAAUGAUGGUAUGAUUUCAGAACCUGAUUGGCAUGUGAAAUCUUCAGGAGACACCUCUCUCUCUUGUAAAGAUGAAGCUCAGCACCUUAAUUCGGUUCACUCUCCAGAGGAUCUUGCUGAAUCUCUAAAUCAGAAUGAACCCGGUCCUAACUCAGAUUUGUCCAGUGGGGGGAAAGUUUUAGUGGAACAGUCCUCUAAGGAUGAAGACCAUUCUCAGAGUCAAAUACUUGCCACAAGCCUCAGAGACCUGCAUGAGCUUGAAGAGAGACAUCAGACUAAAUCUGUGACUUCAGUGGAUAUAUGGUUACAGCCAAGUCAAGAGAAUGCCAUGAAGUCUUUAUUACAAGAAAGACUCUCUAUGGAGCCGAAAGUCAACCAGACUUUUUCUGAGACUCCAAGAUCUGAGAGGGUUUCCAAUAAACUUCCAUCGCUGACUGCUUUCUCUUUCCCAGAGAGGGCCCAAAGUGCAUCUUCUCAGGUACCACAAAGCCCAAACUGGACACAUUCAAUGGAACACAGCAGUUUAGCACACAAGUCAGUUACAGAUCAGAGCACUGGAAAAACUGAAAGCGUUUCAAGCUCAAUUUCUAUGGACACUUUGGACUCCGAAAACAAUGAAAAAUUAACAGAUGAAUUACUAGGUUGUCUAGCAGCAGAACUAUUGGCUCUCGAUGAGAAAGACACAAAUUCCUGGCAAAUGGUGACAAAUGACACAAAUGCUGAAACACAAAACCCAAUCAUCAGUGGAAGAGGAAAUACCUGCCAAGACCUUGACAAAGAGACAACAAGACUCAAAAUACAGAAGUACAGUAACAAUUUCUGGCUAUCUGACAAGGAAAAGCCUUUUUUCAACUUGAAUGAAAAGCCAUUUUCUGAAAACAGUUUAAAGCAUGAAGAGCCUAUUCUAUGGACCAAAGGGGAAAUCCUUGGGAAGGGUGCAUAUGGCACGGUGUACUGUGGUCUCACAAGCCAGGGCCAACUCAUAGCUGUCAAACAAGUAGCUCUGGAUACCUCUGAUCAGGUGGCUAAUGAGAGAGAGUACCAGAAACUGCAAGAAGAAGUGGACCUGCUCAAGGUCCUGAAGCACGUCAAUAUUGUGGCUUACUUGGGAACAUGCUUGGAAAAGAACCUUGUAAGUAUUUUCAUGGAAUUUGUUCCCGGUGGCUCCAUUUCUAGUAUUAUAAACCGUUUUGGGCCCCUGCCUGAGAUGGUGCUCUCCAAAUACACCAAGCAAAUUCUCCAAGGUGUAGCCUAUUUGCACGAGAACUGUGUGGUACACAGAGAUAUCAAAGGGAAUAAUGUCAUGCUCAUGCCGACCGGAAUAAUAAAGCUGAUUGACUUUGGAUGCGCCAGGCGUUUGGCCUAUGCAAGCUUAACUGGCACUCACAGUGAAAUGCUUAAAUCUAUGCAUGGGACGCCAUAUUGGAUGGCACCUGAAGUCAUCAAUGAAUCCGGCUAUGGAAGGAAGUCAGACAUCUGGAGCAUUGGCUGCACUGUAUUCGAGAUGGCCACAGGAAAACCACCUUUAGCUUCUAUGGAUAGGAUGGCAGCAAUGUUUUACAUUGGCACUCAUAGAGGGCUAAUGCCUUCUUUACCAGACCACUUUUCAGAAAAUGCAGCAGACUUUGUACGCGUCUGUUUAACCAGAGAUCAGCAUGAUCGGCCAUCUGCUCUGCAACUCCUGAAGCACUCUUUCCUUCAGAGAAAUCCCUAAAGGUCAACUGUGGAUGUUCUCCAGGAACCACUGUAGAUGUUCAGUUGUUUCAGAACUGCAGGGAAUGAAGGUUAAGGGCCAUGGAUCUUCCUGCUGGAAAUUUAGUAUAAUCCAAACUUAACCAGAACCUUGUGGUUUCAUCAGCUGAAGAUGUUAGCAUCCUAGAACUGGUUCUCAUUUUCCUGCAGGCUUCUGGACAUCUGUUGGAGCCAUACCAACUUGAGAGCCAAUUGUUCAAUUUUCAGUGUACCUCAAAAAUCUUCAAAUGCUAUAACUCAGGAUUGAUUUGUUAUUUUUUUGACUGUCUAGGCUUAAAGUGAUGGUGAAAAUGUUAAUAAUGUAAUUUAAACUUAAAAA